This is a messenger RNA of Fusarium keratoplasticum, 1821 nucleotides long. RefSeq lists its product as uncharacterized. The transcript is spliced from 4 exons. Gene Ontology annotation, molecular function: flavin adenine dinucleotide binding; oxidoreductase activity, acting on CH-OH group of donors. Lineage: Eukaryota; Fungi; Ascomycota; Sordariomycetes; Hypocreales; Nectriaceae. The record is from RefSeq and is a predicted model, not a curated record. The coding region runs from base 1 to 1821 and encodes 606 amino acids.
AUGGGUCUCUACACUAAGCUUGCCGAGAACCUCGACGAGGUCGACGUCAUCAUCGCCGGAGGUGGCACGGCAGCUUGCGUCGUAGCUGGUCGUCUAGCAGAGGCGGACCCCAGCCUGUCCAUUCUCCUCAUCGAGGGAGGUCCGGAUAACAAGGGUGUUGCCAAUAUUGAGCACCCCGUCUUCUUCCUGGACCACCUCCUGCCCACUUCCAAGACAACCAUCUUCUACAAGGGAAACAAGUCUGAGAAGCUCGCCGGACGAGAAUGCAUUGUUCCCUCAGGUGGUACGCUCGGCGGUGGUUCGUCCAUCAACUUUAUGAUGUAUACUCGGGCACAGCGCGAGGACUUUGAUUCAUGGAAGACACCCGGAUGGUCAGCCGAUGAGAUCCUGCCUUUCCUCAAGAAGCUUGAGACAUAUCAUGGCCGAGGUGACCCCUCUGCGCAUGGUUAUAACGGCCCCGUCCACGUCAGUGACGGUACAUUCCGCUCUACCGGUUUGGAGAGCGACUUCAUCAAGGCUGCAUCCCAAGUCGGUUGGCCCGAGAUCCAGGACCUGCAGUCGCUAGACCACAACAACGGUUACGAGCGCUGGCUUCGCUAUGUCUCUAAGGAGGGCAAGCGACAAGACACUGCCACCGUCUAUGUCCAGGACAAGCUCACCGACGCCAAGUACCCCAACCUACAUGUGCUGGUCGAGUCCAAGGUCGUCCGAGUGCUUCUCGAUGAUGACAAGCGCGCUAUUGGUGUCGAGUACACACCUAACCCUGCCUUCCAGGCUGAAAUUGGCCCUACUCAACAUCCUAAGUUGACUGUUAAGGCCCGCAAGCUUGUCGUUGUGUCGGGUGGUGCCUGUGGUACACCACCCAUACUUGAGCGAUCUGGUCUUGGCGACCCUAGCAUUCUUAAGAGGGCCGGUGUUCCUGUUAAGGUCGACUUGCCUGGCGUUGGCCACGAGUACCAGGAUCAUCAGUUGAUCUUGUAUCCUUACAAGACAAGUCUCCAGCCCCACGAGACAAUUGACAGAGUUCUUCGACACCCCGAGAAGCGCCAGGAGCUUAUCGACUCAAAGGAUAAGGUCCUCGGCUGGAAUUCGAUUGAUAUCUCCUCCAAGCUCCGACCUACGGAUGCUGAGGUUGCAGCUUUGGGUCCCGACUUCCAAAAAGCAUGGGACAAGGAUUUUAAGAACGCCCCUAACAGGCCCAUUAUGCUGAUGGGUGUUGUUUCUUGCUUCUUGGGUGACCCUUCCAGUGUGCCAGAGGAGCAGUACGUUACCGUAGGAAACUACACAGCGUACCCCUACUCCCGAGGUCACAUACACAUUACAGGACCGAAUGUCAAUGACCCCUUGGACUUUGACGUCGGCUACCUCAACGACGAGAACGACAUUGACCUCAAGAAGCAGGUUUGGGCUUAUAAGAAAUCCCGAGAGAUUAUGCGCCGCACCGAGAUGUACCGUGGUGAAAUCGCCCCCGGCCACCCGGCCUUCCCCGAAGGCUCCCGAGCUGCGUGUGUGGACCUUAAGCAGUCGCUCUCUAACGUUAAGGACGUUGAGUAUUCUGCCGAGGACGACAAAGCUAUUGAGCAAUGGGUGCGUGAGAACGUCGGGACUACAUGGCACUCCAUCGCCACCUGCCGGAUGGCUCCCCGCGAUGAGUUCGGCGUUGUCGAUGAACGUCUGAACGUCUGGGGAACAAAGGGUCUCAAGCUUGCCGACUUGAGUAUUGCCCCGGCUAACGUCGGUGCCAACACAAAUAACACGGCAAUUAUGAUUGGUGAGAAGGCGGCUGAUAUCAUCAUCAAGGAUCUGGGACUUGGACAGUAG